GCCACCUCGUCCUUUCGGUCUCGGCGGCGCAGGGCUGAGCAGCCACGCUUCCUCCUCCGCUCGCCUCCGCCGCGUUCCCUGUGCACCCGUCGCCGCAGCCAUGACGGAGCAGGCCAUCUCCUUCGCCAAGGACUUCCUGGCGGGCGGCAUCGCCGCCGCCAUCUCCAAGACCGCCGUGGCGCCCAUCGAGCGGGUCAAGCUGCUGCUGCAGGUCCAGCACGCCAGCAAGCAGAUCUCAGCCGACAAGCAGUACAAGGGCAUCGUCGACUGCAUCGUCCGCAUCCCGAAGGAACAGGGCAUGCUGUCCUUCUGGCGGGGCAACCUGGCCAACGUCAUCCGCUACUUCCCGACCCAGGCCCUCAACUUCGCCUUCAAGGACAAGUACAAGCAGGUGUUCCUGGGCGGCGUGGACAAGCACACGCAGUUCUGGCGCUACUUCGCGGGCAACCUGGCCUCGGGCGGCGCAGCCGGCGCCACCUCGCUCUGCUUCGUCUACCCGCUGGACUUCGCCCGCACCCGCCUGGCCGCCGACGUGGGCAAGUCGGGCACCGAGCGCGAGUUCAAGGGCCUGGGCGACUGCCUGGUGAAGAUCAGCAAGUCGGACGGCGUGCGGGGCCUCUACCAGGGCUUCGCAGUCUCCGUGCAGGGCAUCAUCAUCUACAGGGCCGCCUACUUCGGGGUGUACGACACGGCCAAAGGCAUGCUCCCGGACCCCAAGAACACCCACAUCGUGGUGAGCUGGAUGAUCGCGCAGACGGUGACGGCCGUGGCCGGCGUAGUGUCCUACCCCUUCGACACCGUGCGGCGGAGAAUGAUGAUGCAGUCGGGGCGCAAAGGAGCCGACAUCAUGUACACCGGAACCCUGGACUGCUGGAGCAAGAUCCUGAAGGACGAGGGCGGCAAGGCCUUCUUCAAGGGCGCCUGGUCCAACGUGCUGCGCGGCAUGGGGGGCGCCUUCGUCCUGGUCCUCUACGACGAGCUCAAGAAGGUCCUCUAGGCCGCCAGGCGACGCUUGUCCCGUCCCCCCCCACUCGCCCCUGACG
This is a messenger RNA of Suncus etruscus (white-toothed pygmy shrew), 1043 nucleotides long. It is a transcript of the gene SLC25A6, whose product is annotated as solute carrier family 25 member 6. The transcript is spliced from 4 exons. Gene Ontology annotation, biological process: mitochondrial ADP transmembrane transport; mitochondrial ATP transmembrane transport. NCBI's taxonomy places the organism in Eukaryota, Metazoa, Chordata, Mammalia, Eulipotyphla, Soricidae. Gene Ontology annotation, cellular component: mitochondrial inner membrane. Bases 101 to 997 code for a protein of 298 amino acids. The record is from RefSeq and is a predicted model, not a curated record. Gene Ontology annotation, molecular function: ATP:ADP antiporter activity.